Phytomonas sp. Hart1 is the source of this 419-nucleotide messenger RNA. The record is from the annotation of a GenBank genome assembly. NCBI's taxonomy places the organism in Eukaryota, Euglenozoa, Kinetoplastea, Trypanosomatida, Trypanosomatidae.
GCUAGUCUAAAUAAUCUGAAAAAAUUGCAUCCUUUAGUGCAUAUAGCUUAGUUGAGCCCUUAGAUGGAUAGAUCUGGGACAGGAAAAAACGAGGGUGUGCGUUUGUAUGAAGGGCUACCCAGUGUCCGGAAAGCCGCAUUGUUUGAAUACUUUCGGACUCAAAUCGGAGAUGGUGGGGAUCAGGCCGUAUCUCUGGGAAAAUUGACCCAAUCCACCAUCGCGCGUCGGGUACGCUGUAAUGAAUCCCUAGAUGUCAGCGCGAUAGUAGAAGAGAUGAUGCCGAUUGUACGAGCGCGAAUGUCGGAAAAAACGAGGGAAGGUCUAUUCCGGCGGACCGCUGAGGCUUUAUAUGGUGAUCUCGGUUGAGAAUAAACUUUGUGCAUGUAUUCAAUGAAAAUGAACACAUAACUGGAAACAAA